CCGGAUCGGUUUCUCGGGGUUUGACCAGCUGUCCCGGGCUCACCCUGCUCCUCGCUGAAGAUGGAGGAAGUAAAAACAGGAUUACCCUCCGCUCCAGAGCCACUGCCUUAGUUUCCACAGCCCACCGCAGUGCCCCAACACACACUGGCCACCCAGGGACAGCCCGAGAGAGACCCACACAGAGACACGAGAGACCCAGGCAGAGAGAGACACACAGAGAGAGGGAGGAGAGGACCCACUCACAGUAAACACAAACAAAAGGGGGAUGGGAUUGCCUCCCUGCGUGUCCUGCUGAGCACUGCACUUUGACUAUGGAAACAGAGGCUAUUGAUGGCUAUAUAACAUCAGGUGACAAUGAGCUUUCACCUGAAAGGGAACACUCCAAUAUGGCAAUUGACCUCACCUCAAGCACACCCAAUGGACAGCAUACCUCACCAAGUCACAUGACAAGCACAAAUUCAGUAAAGCUAGAAAUGCAAAGUGAUGAAGAGUCUGACAGGAAACCCCUGAGUCGGGAAGGAGACAUCAGGGGCCAUGAUGAAGGUAGCAGCCUAGAAGAACCCAUUAUUGAGAGCAAUGAUGUGGCUGACAACAGAAAAGUCCAGGAGCUUCAAGGCGAGGGAGGAAUCCGGCUUCCGAAUGGUAAACUGAAAUGUGACGUCUGUGGCAUGGUUUGCAUUGGGCCCAAUGUGCUUAUGGUACAUAAAAGGAGUCACACUGGUGAGCGCCCCUUCCACUGUAACCAGUGUGGAGCUUCUUUCACUCAGAAGGGCAACCUACUGAGACAUAUUAAGUUGCACUCUGGGGAGAAGCCGUUCAAAUGUCCCUUCUGCAGCUAUGCCUGUCGGAGAAGGGACGCCCUCACAGGACAUCUCAGGACACACUCUGUGGGUAAACCUCACAAGUGCAACUACUGUGGACGGAGCUACAAACAGCGUAGCUCACUGGAGGAACACAAGGAACGUUGCCACAAUUACCUUCAGAAUGUCAGUAUGGAGGCUUCUGGGCAGCUCAUGAGUCACCAUGUACCUCCUAUGGAAGAUUGUAAGGAGCAAGAGCCUGUGAUGGACAACAAUAUUUCUCUGGUGCCUUUUGAGAGACCUGCUGUCAUAGAGAAGCUGACAGGGAAUAUGGGAAAACGUAAAAGCUCCACCCCACAGAAAUUUGUGGGAGAGAAGCUCAUGAGAUUUGGCUACCCAGAUAUUCACUUUGAUAUGAACUUAACAUAUGAGAAAGAGGCUGAGCUGAUGCAGUCUCACAUGAUGGACCAAGCCAUCAACAACGCAAUCACCUACCUUGGAGCUGAAGCACUUCACCCUCUGAUGCAGCACACACCAAACACAAUCGCAGAGGUCGCCCCGGUCAUCAGCUCAGCUUAUACUCAGGUCUAUCAUCCUAAUAGGAUAGAAAGGCCCGUUAGCAGGGAAACCUCUGACAGUCAUGAGAACAACAUGGAUGGCCCCAUUUCUUUAAUCAGACCAAAGAGUCGACCCCAGGAAAGAGAGGCCUCUCCCAGCCAUAGCUGCCUGGAUUCUACUGACUCAGAAAGCAGCCAUGAUGAUCGCCAGUCCUACCAAGGAAACCCUGCCUUAAAUCCCAAGAGGAAGCAAAGCCCAACUUACAUGAAGGAGGAUGUCAAGGCUUUGGACGCCACAAAGGCUUCUAAGGGCUCUCUGAAGGACAUCUACAAGGUCUUCAAUGGAGAAGGAGAACAAAUUAGAGCCUUCAAGUGUGAGCACUGCAGAGUCCUAUUCCUAGACCAUGUUAUGUACACAAUUCACAUGGGUUGUCAUGGUUAUCGGGACCCAUUAGAAUGCAACAUCUGUGGCUACCGAAGCCAGGACCGUUAUGAGUUCUCAUCACACAUUGUACGAGGGGAGCACACAUUCCACUAGGCCUUUUUCUUUCUAAAGGGGACCCUUAUGAAGUAAAGAACUGCACAUGAAGAAAUACUGCACUUACAAUCCCACUUCCUCAGACAUUAACUUAACCUUUUUAAAAAAAGAAAAGAAAAAGAAAAAUUACUACAGUCAAUAAUUUUUAUUUUAUGGACCCAGUCUCAUUUGCUCUACCUAACUAUCAGGAAGGAAAAAAGGGAGGGAAGGGAUGGGGUAAUUGGUUUUUUUUGUCUUGUGUCACUUGGCUUAUUUUGUGGGAAUUGAAGGGCAGUUCACUUUUGCAAUGGUUGGCUGUAAGUUAUAUAAUGCUUUGAAAAACCACUCAGCUCACAUUAGGUUCAGCUAAAAGAGGCUGAUUUGCCAUUCAUUUUUAGGAUGGUGAUAUUGGACAGGAAAGUGGAGAGUUUUCAUAGUAAGACUUUGUCUUAACAAUAGUAAAAAAAAGAGCAUAAGGAAUUUUUACUCUCUAAAGAAGAAGCAUUUUCAAAAUAUAAAUUGUUUUUCUGUAAAGUUCUUUGAUCAUAAAUCAAACACAAUGUUCUUUUCAAUGAUACUUCCUAGGAUGAGCUAUGGUCAUGGGUUCUGUGUUUACUUCCCUUUCUGGAAUUUCUAAUACAAUCUAUAGAACAUUGUACCACUUAGCAGUUUCAUAUUACAAGUGGUUAGGACCACCUACAGUACUUUUGAAGGCCUGCUACCUUAUUUUUCUAAACUAAAGAAGCACCUUUUUAGACUUGCUGUUUUUCCAUGGUUUUGGGGACUGGCAUUUUGUAGACGCCCUGACAGCCUUACUUUUAACAUGUUUUAUGAUUAGCAUUUUUACCUGGUUUUCAGAGUAAUACAGCUUAGGAGUGGCUACAAGGCAGUAGUUUUCUGGAGGGGUUCUGUUGCUCUUUGAAAAAAAAAAUUAAGUUAUAAACUGUGUCCUGAUAGUAGAAUAUACUUGUUUUUCUUUUUUUAAGAUGUAUAUUCAAUUGUCAUCUUAUCAGCAACAGUGUUAAACCAGUCAGCAGCAUCCACUAUUAAGGCUGACAGUUGGGAGAACACUAGAAACUUCUUUUCUGAUAGUGUAUUAGUUUGUUAAAUCUGCAACUACCCAGUAUUCUGCUCCAUAGUCAGGUCUUUUAAGACUUUGCCUACUGUCUCUUUCUAUUCUAUAAAACUCCAAAGGUCAAUGAUCAGUUUGAACUGAAUGUGGUUAUUUUUUUAAAAAAGCAAUCAAAAGGAAAAAGUACUCUUGCCAACUGUGGCUAUUUUCUCUUGAAUUUUUUCCCCCCAGUGUUGAUAUUUACCACAUUUAAGUUGAGGAAAAAGGAAAAUGCUUUGCAGUAUUUUGGUUGGGCUGCAGAUUAAGAACAUAAUAAAGUCCACUUUCACCCUUUCUUUGACUCUAUAUAGGGACGGAAUUGUUAGUUAGAUGAUCUCUAGGCCAAAAUCACUUGCUUCCUAUUUCCUAAUCCCUUUCAACAACUAUUUCCCCUGUUGCUUAGACUCUGAGAUAUGAACAAUAAGCCUUUAACACCCUACUUUCCUCCUCUCUAUCUAUGCUUACUAUAGAUCAACAUUUUGCAUAGGUAGAUGUUCUUUGUAUUUAUGAGGGUGCUAAUUUUAUUUAAUACAGUCCAACAGCAUUAGAAGGGAACAGCUGAGUGGUAUAGUGAUUAAAGUUUUUGUUUGUUUGUUUGUUUGUUUUCACAGGGACACGCUUAGCAGAUAGAACAUGUAGCCUGUGUUUAGGAAGGGAUGCGUUGGAUAGUGGUCAGAUUGUACCUGAUGGCCAUUUUUGACAUGAAAUACCAUCAAGUAGUAAUCGAUGAGUACUGUAGAAGUGCAUCCCAUACAAUGCAACAUGAUACAUUUGUUUUUGUAGUACAAUGUGAGAAUGAUCAAGAAUAGAGAAACCUGAACGUAAAUAGGGCUGAGAUAUAAAAAGCUGGUCUGUAUUACUCAACUCAAUUUUCCAUUUUGUCUCCUACUUCUUAUCUAGAUAGCUCCUAAGUGCUCAUGCAAAUGGAGUUACAUAGGACUAGGAAGAAUUGGUUACAAUUCACCGCUCCCUUUUCAUCUCCCCCUCCCCCCCCAGACCUUGACAAACCUAAUAUAUUGGUAAUGACCACUUAUCUUUUAAUCCAAAAGUAUCCAUCAGAAAAUGAAUGAGAAACACAUUAGAAUGUUAGCUCUAUAAUUUCUUCUUUGCUUCAUGGUACAUUAUGAACAUCAAUUUUAUUUUGCUGUAAGAUCUUGUACAAUGAGCCACCAAAGAAAAAAUUAAUCUAUUUAGCAAUUAUUACUUGUUUUUCUCCCAAUUCUUCCUGAUUUUGUUUUUCUUUUCUCCAUUUCAUAUUUCUGGAGAAGAUAAGUGACCAAUAGUUAACAGUAUUGUGGAGGUUGGGGGAUAUUUGUCAUGAUGGUCAUUUGCAUUUAAAGAAGCACUUUGGCAACAACUAACAUUCUAAGAGCUUAAGUUAUUUGGAAAUUUCUGCUGACACCACUUGUGAAUUUUCCUGCUUUUUUUCUGUCAGUUCAUUAUAUCAUCUACAGAUGUAUGUUUUGGGAAUAAACAGAUGACCGCAAAGAAUUUUAUAGAGGCCUCCCAAAUCACUCAUGCUCUACUUUACCAUUCCUUUCAGUUUGUGUUCUUGAGAAUAUGUCUAUUGCAGGCAUAUACUUUUAUCCUUAGCCUAAAUGGAUGGGGAUCUACAGUAUGAAGGCGGUAUUGGCUUAAGUAGAGACAGUGGCAAAUAGAGACAGGGUCAUUGCAAAUUUUGUAGGUAAAAAAUAUUUUGAGAGAAGUAGUGCUAUGGGAAUCUAUUUAAUUAUGGCAUUUUCUAUAAAGAAGAUGUGAAAGGUUGUGACUAAAUGUAGAUGUGACAAUUAGAUACCAAAUAAUCAGGUAGGAAAUUUUAUCAUAGGCAUUGUUUACAUACAGUUUAUUUCAGUGAAACAUCACAGAAUGUACUGAAGAGAAUUAUGGGCAAUUUUCUGUACUUCCUUUUUUGGCAAAAUUUCAGACAUUUAUAAAAGUUGAUCUAUAUUCGUUUGAUUCUAGUUUUUGUUUAAGAAGAGAAAUAAUGUGCCAGAGCCAGGACAAAGGAAAGUUUGGUUGUGCCUGACGCAAGGUUUGAAAAUGGCACCCUUGUUGUGUGUUACAGUCUAAGCAAAACUUUGAGUUUCAUUGUACCACAUGGAACUUAUCUUAUGGAAACAAAUACAUGUUGUUUUUAGUAGGGUUUCCUGGCAUUAAAAAUGGGCAUUUAUGAAAAGUAAUAUUAAAACCUGAGUCACCAACUCGAGCACCUCCACAAGUUGCACCAUAGGCAGCUACCUACUUUGUUCCACCCCCCCCCCCCCCCCAGCCCUUGCUGUUUGCUUCCUAUAUGGCAACUGGUGAUAAAUUCCUCUACAAAGAAAAUUAGAGUUGAGCUGUCAAUAAGUAAAAGUCAUCAGCAGGCUAAUUCAAAGAGAUUUUGUAUUGUUAAAAAAAAUUAAUUGUUGAGAGUUUUCUUGAGGUAGAAAAUGGGAUUUAUUCUGAAUAGAAUUUAUACCUAGCUGCAAAGUAGGGAGUGUCUCUCCUACAUAAGAGCAGCUGGUGAGCAUGAGUCACAGUCACUGGAUUGUUUUUUAGAUAUGGAUGAGGGAAAUAGACUUUGAUAAGAAAUUUUUAAAAAUCUUUUGGUAUGCAAAUGCAGUUAUCAGUGUUGGGAAAAUAUGCAUGGAAAAAAAAAAGCAACAUUGUGGCUGAUUCCUGAGAUGUUUAAUUUUCUUUCUCUUUUUAAUUUGCUAGACUAUGACAAAAAGACACUGAAGGAGCUUCUCCUGGCAUACAAAACUUUCACCAACUGCUCUUUAGGAUCAGUAGUAAUUGUUCAGGUGUUCCAGUCACUGACUUAUAGAAUUGAUUUUAUGCAAGAGCAGCUUAUUACACAUAUCCAAAUAUUUAAAUAAGUUUGGCCUCCUAAGGAGAGUCCAUAAAAAAAGGAAAGAAAUGAGGAACCAUAUUUCCCUGUUGGUAUGUGGAAAAGAGAGAGGAAUUCAUUAGUAAGUUUGAUCAACUUUUAUCUAGAGUAUUAGUAUCUCAGCUACUUAUUUCAGAAAAUCAUGCAAUAUCUGUUGCUGUUUACAAGUGAAAAACAGAAUUUAUACCAGAGAAAAUGUAAUAACCUUCUAAAUAAUUUUUGAUGUUAUUUAAUUCACAGCACCUCUAAAUCACUCCCUGGGGUAUUCAGGACAAAAGCAAAAAAAAAAAA
Phascolarctos cinereus (koala) is the source of this 6145-nucleotide messenger RNA. It is a transcript of the gene IKZF2, whose product is annotated as IKAROS family zinc finger 2. Gene Ontology annotation, molecular function: RNA polymerase II cis-regulatory region sequence-specific DNA binding; DNA-binding transcription factor activity. Gene Ontology annotation, biological process: regulation of transcription by RNA polymerase II. NCBI's taxonomy places the organism in Eukaryota, Metazoa, Chordata, Mammalia, Diprotodontia, Phascolarctidae. The record is from RefSeq and is a predicted model, not a curated record.